CAAGAAGGCCAGUUGUGUGCGCAGCAUGCUCUGAAUACUUUACUUCAAGGUCCUUAUUUUACUGUUGUUGAUUUAUCUCAACUAGCCAUGCAACUGGACGAAGAAGAGGCAGCUGCCAUGGCAGAAAGCAAUGUAGGAGGUAUUGAAUCUGCCGAUUUUGUCAAGUUUAAACAGGGUGGAUCCAGCAAUUACGACGAUUCUGGAUUCUUUUCAGUUCAAGUGAUUUGUCGAGCACUUCAGGUCUGGAAUUUAGAAUUAAGACCAAUUGGAUCCAUAGAUGCCGCAUUCAUUUGCAAUCUGAAUGAACAUUGGUUCACACUCCGCCAAUUUGGAAGAUCGCCUAAUAGGUGGUAUGAUUUAAACUCUCUUUUCAAAGAACCAAAGUACAUUAGCGAAACCUAUUUAGCAAUGUUUAUUUCUCAAAUUCAAAUGGAAGGGUAUUCAAUUUUUGUUAUUUUGGGAGAUUUACCUCGA
Molecule: messenger RNA, 474 nt
Organism: Batrachochytrium dendrobatidis JAM81
Lineage: Eukaryota; Fungi; Chytridiomycota; Chytridiomycetes; Rhizophydiales
Exons: 4
Biological process (GO): protein deubiquitination
Cellular component (GO): nucleus
Molecular function (GO): cysteine-type deubiquitinase activity
Source: RefSeq, a predicted model, not a curated record